CUGAAAACCCAAGAAGGCUCUAUUCAUUCUCAACUCUUCAAUUUCUCAUUCUUUCUAGUAAUUCCCAAAUAUCGAAUGGAACCCAAAUCUUUCUUAGUGAAGCAAAUCGAAUCCUUUGUUGAUUCUUCAGCGUCUUCUUCUCAGCAGGCGGCUAAUGUUAGUUCUAUUGCGUCUCUCUUGAAGAAUGGCGCAAUUACAAUGGAAUUUUUGGUGAGGGAAAUGGAGAUGUAUCUUACCACCACCGACCAUAUUCUUCGUGCAAGAGGUAUUCUUCUCCUUGCAGAAGUACUUGAGCAUCUACGGUCAAAGCCACUUGAUAAUGCUUCAAUCCACACCUUAGUAGGGUUCUUCACUGAGAGACUGGCAGAUUGGAGAGCUUUACGUGGUGCACUUGUUGGUUGUUUGGCCCUUGUGAGAAGAAAAUUUGAUGCAGGAGUGGUAACUGAAGCUGAUGCUAAAUUAUUGGCCAAGUCUUUUUUGGAGAACUUACAGGUGCAAUCACUAGGCCAGCUAGAUAGAAAGAUGUGCUUUGAACUUCUGGAAUGCCUUAUAGAGCGUUACCCAAAAUCAAUAUCUUUACAGGGUGAUCACGUUGUUUAUGGUGUCUGUGAAGCUAUCGAAGGAGAAAAAGAUCCUCAGUGUUUAAUGCAUGUGUUCUGCAUCGUGGAGGGUUUGGCAAAAAUAUUUCCUGAACCUUCUGGACCUUUAGCAACUUUUGCUGAGGAUCUCUUUGACAUAAUAGGUUGUUAUUUUCCUAUCCACUACACACAUACGAAGGGUGAAGAUGUUGAUGUCAACAGAGAUGAACUCUCAAAGGCUUUGAUGCUGGCAUUUUCUGCAUCGCCCUUUUUUGAGCCGUUUGCCAUUCCCUUGCUUUUGGAGAAACUUUCGUCCAAUCUGCCAAUAGCGAAGAUUGAUUCACUGAGGUAUCUAAGCUACUGCAUUGUGAAGUAUGGGCCUGAAAGACUAGCAAAGCAUGCAGGAGCUAUAUGGAGCUCUUUGAAAGCUGCACUUUGUGAUUUUCAAACAGAUGUUUCAACCCUGGCUUCAGAUUUAUCAAAUAGUAUGGGUUUCCAAGAGAGUGAAAUUACAAAAGAAGCUUUAGUACUUCUUCAACAGGUUGCCUCACAACAGAGCAAUAGCUUUGUGAACUUAGUUCUUGAAGAUAAGGACAUAAAUGGCCUUUUAAACUAUAUUUCUGUUUCUGGAAGUUAUAAAUCUGUUCCGCCUUUGAAUGAGCAGAAUCUUCGUUCAGUUGGUCGUGUUUUCUCUGUUUUAGCAAAAGCGUCAACAACUUCUUGUAAUUCAGUGUUUGAUACUCUUUUCCUCCGUCUAUUGGACAAUCUUGGAGCUUCUGUCAGUACUUCAAAGGAUAUGCUAGCUGUAGAUUCUAAUUUAUCGUACCAGGGAUUGAAUUUCUGUGCUGGUUAUAUAUGCGUUGAAAUCCUUGGUGCAUGUCGAGAAUUAGCUGUUACUUCUGUUCGAGAGACUGCGAAUUAUAACUUUGUUGAAGAUGCAUGGUGCCAGACACUUGCGAGAUAUUCUUAUUCAUUGAUGAAGGCAUUCAUCUCAAAUUUGGAAUCAAGCACUGCUAAGAUGUAUCAUGAUGAGGAUGUUUCUCUACGAGUGAAGGGUCUUCAGAUUCUGGCUACAUUUCCUGGACAUUCCGUUCCUGUGUCAACAACAACUUUUGAUACUAUUAUGGGUAUAUUUGUAUCAAUCGUCAAUAAUAAUUUUAACAUGCCCACUCUAUGGAAUGUAUCACUGAAUGCACUAGCGGAAACUGGUACAUUUCUGUACGAAUAUCCAUACUCUGAGAAGUUGCUAAGCUACACAUCUACUGUUGUUGAGAGGCUGAUUUCUCUAAUCUCGUCUGACGAUUCAGCUAUUCCUUUCUCUUUGCUUUUAGAAGCACUUUCUAAAAUUGGUGCUACUGGGCACACAGUGUUGUUGAAAAUUGUUCAAGGGAUGCAAGACACGAUUUCAGUCAAGUUUGCAAAGUUCUAUCUUGAUGGAGAUGUGAAAGUGUGUGCAGACCUGGUGCAGCUUCUAGAUUGCUACUCUAUAAAGUUACUUCCAUGGUUUCACACAGUUGAGGGCUCUGAGAGUUUGCUUUUGAGGUUUGCCAUUGAUAUAUGGGAUCAAAUUGAAGCAGCCACAGCAAGCAGUUUUAUUGUUGAGGGAAAGCCUCUUCUAGAUGCAACGAGAUUGGCUCUAAAACUGGCUGUUGCUAUGCUGUUGGAGGAAGGUCAGCUGCAGAUCACUGAGAAAGCUUUUGAUGUGAUUUCAUCAAAUUUGUCUUUUGUACCCAAUUCCAAGCUAGGAGAGUUGAAAAUAUCAGGAGAUCCAGAUGGUUUUUUGUGCAGAGAUGAGUGGCUUACAUCACUGUUUGCAUCUGUCGUUAUUGCACUUCGUCCUAAAACGCUUAUUGGUAACUUUAGAGCUGUUAUAGAGUUACUGUUGACAUCUUUCAUAAAGGGUCAAGUGGCAUCGGCUCAAGCAUUGGGUUCAAUCAUCAAUAAGAUGCCGUUGAAGAAUGAUGACAUGCACGAUUUUAGCUACCUUGACCUGGAUGCUGCUUUGUCAUUGAUUUUAGAAAGUAUUUUAGGACGUUACAGUAAGCGUAUACUUUCAAGUAGUUCUGAGAUUGAUUCUGGUGAGCUUUGUCCAAAUGUGUCUAUUGGUCUUCCGCUUCAAGGCAAAUCUAUCUCUGGGCUUGCAUGGAUAGGGAAAGGACUGCUAAUGAGGGGACAUGAAAAGUUAAAAGAUAUAACUAUGAUUUUCUUCAGUUUUCUAGUCUCAAACACUGAAUCAGAAGCCUUAACUGGCGAUAAAAGUUUGUCAGCAGAAGGGGAGAUACCACCAUUGAUGGCAAAUUAUGCAGCAGAUGCAUUUAACAUUCUUAUGAGUGAUUCUGAGGAUUGUUUGAAUAAAACAUUUCAUGCAAUUAUAAGACCUCUUUACAAACAGCGGUUUUUCUCUACUGUAAUGCCAAUUUUGCUGUCUGCAGUGAAGAAGACCCAGUCCCAUUCAAUGAGAUCUAUGCUUUACCGAGCAAUCGGACAUGUUAUUUCAAACACACCAGUAGCAGCUAUCCUGAUAGAAACUAAGAAGGUUCUUCCUGUACUCUUGGAUGCUAUCUCUGCCCUUAGUGAGGACAGUCUUGACAAAGAUAUGAUCUACAAUCUCUUGCUGGUCAUUUCUGGUCUUCUAAUGGAUAAAAAUGGACAAGACGUUACCGUGGAGAAUGCUCAUGUCAUAAUAAACUGCUUGACUGGACUGCUCUCUUACUCCCAUAAGAUGCUCGUACGAGAAACAGCAGUGCAAUGUCUUGUUGCUGUGUCAGGGUUGCCCCAUGCAAGAAUCUAUCCAAUGCGAGCACAGGUACUCAGAGCUUUGUCUAAGGUUUUAGAUGAUCCAAAGAGGACUGUUCGUCAAGAAGCUGUCAGAUGCCGGCAUGCAUGGGCUUCAAUUGCAUGAAGAAGUUAUUUUCAAACAGCCAAGAUGAAUUGCAAGGUGAGUAAUGAAGGCUUCACCGCUGCCUCAGUAUGGUCCCCUUGCUGCUGCAGUAGGUUAGGACGUCUUUUACUUCGGCCGACUUUGGCAUGGUGAUUUAUUCUGGUGGAGGCCUUAUUGAGAAAGUGUGAAAAGCAUUUAAGGAUUUUCAGAAACAUCGAUAUUUAGCACUAGUUAGCUGGAUUUCCAACUGACUAAGAGCAGGAUUGCUUUAAGAUUGAAAUUUUGUAGUUCCAUUGCUUCAAACAUCGUGCUAUAUUACCGAUCAUUUUACGAUGUUUGGGUGAUUGUUUUGAUAGUAUGAAAUGUAUGUAGCUUUAGUCUAUUAGAUUUGCCAACUAUGGUAAUUGUGUUAAAAGGUAGAUCAAAUUGGUUUUGGAUUGUUUAGGUUUCACCUUACGAAUUAAAUAGUUUGAUUAUUUUACAAAUAUUAUGUUAAGUUUAUUUGUUAAAAUUAAGUUUAUUUGUUUUGGAUUUGCCAA
Molecule: messenger RNA, 3998 nt
Organism: Amaranthus tricolor (Joseph's coat)
Lineage: Eukaryota; Viridiplantae; Streptophyta; Magnoliopsida; Caryophyllales; Amaranthaceae
Product: MMS19 nucleotide excision repair protein homolog
Exons: 22
Coding region: 76-3480 (1134 amino acids)
Biological process (GO): iron-sulfur cluster assembly
Cellular component (GO): cytosolic [4Fe-4S] assembly targeting complex
Source: RefSeq, a predicted model, not a curated record